GAUGAAGUGUUCGAAAAUCAGCAACUCAAGCAGCAGUAUUUCUUGCUAUAUGAAGAGCUCACGAUUGCAAUGAAUGCGGGGGACAUUGGGCGCGUCGAAGACUGCUUCCUGCCAUGGGCAUUCAUAUUUCGCGGCUGUGGAAAGCAUAAGUAUGCGACCCAGAUGCUGCGGUUCUUGCACAAUCUAUACUUUGUUUAU
This is a messenger RNA of Gloeophyllum trabeum ATCC 11539, 198 nucleotides long. RefSeq lists its product as uncharacterized. The transcript has a single exon. The annotation marks the transcript as partial. Lineage: Eukaryota; Fungi; Basidiomycota; Agaricomycetes; Gloeophyllales; Gloeophyllaceae. The record is from RefSeq and is a predicted model, not a curated record.